This is a messenger RNA of Trypanosoma conorhini, 1404 nucleotides long. RefSeq names its product protein kinase. Lineage: Eukaryota; Euglenozoa; Kinetoplastea; Trypanosomatida; Trypanosomatidae. The coding region runs from base 1 to 1404 and encodes 467 amino acids. The transcript has a single exon. The record is from RefSeq and is a predicted model, not a curated record.
AUGGAGGUAGAUAGCAAUCCAGAGCGCCAGGAUGCGUCUACGGAUUCUAUAAUUGAAGAGCUAAAGGCCCUUGCAAAGCGCAUGUUGCACGCUACUGAAGACGCCCAACGGAGAACGCGUUGCAUUGAGGAAUCAAACUCUUACGGGGUUCUUCUGAGUGCAAUUGAAUCGUCAGUACCGGAAACGAAUCGCUUAAACGGUUUGACAGCACCCCACUACCAUCGCGACCCUGUUAAUACUUCUUCUGUCUCGGGAGGUAUUGAAUUAGAGGAAUUGAUUCGUCACAAUAUGCCCGCAUCCUUGAAUCUUCCCGAAAGGCGAAAGGAUGGGAGAACAACCUCAAAACGGAACAUUUACAAUCCCGAAUUGGAUAAUCAAGAAACUUCUCUUUCAGAGAAGGAUAAAGAUGAGGGUGAAGAUGCGGAUGAAGGUGCCCCUCAUUUGAAUCGACACAAAUUGCCAUCAACCGCACGCCUGACGGCCUUUGAUUCUUCUGGCGAUUCUGAAGAAAAUGUCUAUGAUGGUGUAAAGACACAAGUCGUCUUUAAGGCAGUUGAUCCCGUGUUGUAUCAAGAGAUAAGUGGUUGCACCUGGCUUCCCGAACCGUUGUCUCUUCGUCUUGACACUGGAGAAACAGUUGAAGUUGACAGUGAAGACGAAACGGUCGACAAUGAUUAUAUGGAAGAUGAGACAAAAUCAAAUAACAAAAAAGUUUUUCGUGUUCCAUCGUUUCCCUUUGGAGGCGGUGUGACAGAAGCACAAGCCAAUUUACUAAGCAAAAUGUUUGGCGAUAGUAUGCGUCGUUGUAAUUUAUCGAAGUCGACCAGACCAAAGUACAUAACAAAGGAGGAAUUCAUCAACUAUGAGUAUGAAGAAUGUGCCACAACGGGAGAGGCUCGUGAUUCUUUUAUUCCAAAAUCACCAUUUGAAUUUGUGGUAGAAAUUGAGCAAGAGGUGGUUUUUGACGCCGUCCGGGCGCGUGAAGAGCGACGGCGUGAGUUUCGACGUCUGGCUGAGGAAGGGAAGGCCCCAGUAACCAUGGGAUCAUUUAAUCUUCGUGUGAUUAUGGAUCCUUUAAAAACCGGAUUCGAGGAAGAAAAAACGUUUCCCAUUAAGCGUGAUGCGAUUGUCGCGGAUCGCUAUCAAAUUAUAGAGUUGCUAGGAAAGGCAACAUUUAGUCGAGCAGUGCGCUGCUACGAUUUGCAUCAACCAUUUUACGAAGACUAUGAGGAGGAAGAAAAUGGCCAUGAAACUGAGUAUGCCUCUAAUCAUGGUGCUGAGGAGAAUGAAUCCACAGAAGGAAAAAAGGGAAAAGAAUCGCUGGUUACGCUGAGGUAUGCCUUAAGAUUAUCAAUAACUCGAAGGAUUUUUUUGAUCAGUCACUCGAUGAAAUUCGUUUGUUGA